AUGGCUUUGAGGCGUCUGCUCAGCGAGGUCAAACCUCAUGGGUCACAGAUGAGGCUGUUAAGCUAUCUGGCAGCUGGAAGUAAUCGAGCUUCACCACAUGCUAAAGGAGCUGUGCAAAAGCUUACAAGUGCUUUCGGCACAAGCUCGACUGGAAAACCAAGUUAUUUUGGCAGUCUAGCCCGUAGAGUGCGCAAUAAUGAGGGAUCAAGUGAUGCUGCAUAUUUAAAGGAGCUUUAUCAUAGAAAUGAUCCAGAAGCAGUCAUAAGGUUGUUUGAGAGUCAACCUUCUUUACAUUCUAACCCAUCAGCCCUUGCUGAGUAUGUGAAGGCCUUAGUUAAGGUCGACCGACUUGAUGAGAGUGAGCUGCUUAAGACAUUGCACAAAGGGAUGCUUGGAGCUGCUAGCUCACAUGUGGAAGAAGAAAGUUAUAGAGCUCUUUCGGCUCUUAAAAAUGUUGGGAAGUCUUCAAAAGAUGGAAUCCUUGGUACAGCUGGCGCUCCUAUACACAUGGUGACUGCUGAAGGUGGAAAUUUCAAGGAGCAGUUGUGGAGAACUGUCCGUGCUUUGGGUUUGGCCUUCCUCCUGAUUUCUGGUGUUGGGGCACUGAUCGAGGAUAGAGGGAUCGGUAAAGGACUCGGCUUGCAUGAAGAGGUGCAACCCAGUAUGGAAUCUAAUACGAAGUUUAGUGAUGUGAAAGGAGUUGAUGAGGCGAAAUCUGAGCUGGAAGAAAUUGUUCACUACCUUCGUGAUCCUAAGCGUUUUACGCGUCUUGGUGGCAAGCUCCCGAAAGGUGUACUCCUGGUGGGCCCACCCGGCACGGGUAAAACCAUGCUGGCUCGAGCCAUAGCUGGUGAGGCUGGUGUUCCUUUCUUCUCGUGCAGUGGCAGCGAAUUCGAGGAGAUGUUUGUUGGAGUGGGGGCCCGCCGCGUACGGGACCUCUUCGCCGCCGCCAAGAAGAGGUCCCCUUGCAUAAUAUUCAUAGACGAAAUCGAUGCCAUUGGUGGGAGCCGAAACCCUAAGGAUCAGCAGUACAUGAAGAUGACCCUGAACCAGUUGCUGGUCGAGCUUGAUGGGUUCAAACAGAAUGAGGGCAUUAUCGUAAUUGCUGCCACCAACUUCCCCGAGUCGCUGGAUAAGGCUUUGGUCAGGCCCGGCCGGUUCGAUCGGCAUAUUGUGGUCCCAAAUCCAGAUGUCGAGGGGAGGAGGCAGAUUCUGGAAUCCCAUAUGUCCAAGGUCCUCAAAGCCGAUGACGUGGACUUGAUGGUAAUUGCGCGCGGGACCCCCGGAUUCUCCGGCGCUGACCUGGCGAACCUUGUCAACGAUUUCGAUUUGACUUUUAUCGUGAAAGACUAA
Striga hermonthica is the source of this 1353-nucleotide messenger RNA. The record is from the annotation of a GenBank genome assembly. NCBI's taxonomy places the organism in Eukaryota, Viridiplantae, Streptophyta, Magnoliopsida, Lamiales, Orobanchaceae.